Sinocyclocheilus anshuiensis is the source of this 3521-nucleotide messenger RNA. It is a transcript of the gene ccdc171, whose product is annotated as coiled-coil domain containing 171. The transcript has 23 exons. Bases 243 to 3197 code for a protein of 984 amino acids. NCBI's taxonomy places the organism in Eukaryota, Metazoa, Chordata, Actinopteri, Cypriniformes, Cyprinidae. The record is from RefSeq and is a predicted model, not a curated record.
AAAAGUAAACAGCGGUAAAUGUUUUGAGGAAUAUUUCGCGCUGUUUUUCGCUUGAGGUUGUUGUCAUGGUGAGGGCGGAGGAGACAACAUGGCGUCAGAUUCAAACAGACGCUGAGGGGGUUUUAUAAUAACACGGAUUUAAGCGUUUUUAUUUCGUUUAACUUCGAUAUUUCAUCAAACACUGAUGUGCGAGCAUCACAGGCCUUUAAAUAACCUCAGAAGCGUAACGUCACGCUGACCUUAUGUCCACAGAACCGCCCACCGUUCGUCCACGCCAUGGCAAUCGGACCAAACGUAAAGACCCUGCUUCCACCCUGCAGGCGUCUCACCCGCGAGCCGCGGCGCCGUCUGCGCAAAACUCGCCGGAGGAGAGCAACAGGCUCAGGGACGUGAUCGAUCGGCUGCAGAGAGACAGACGGGACGCUGAGAGAGAGACGGGAGAGGAUUUUACUCUCACAGCUAAGCUGAGGUGGAAGAUUAACCAGCUGGAAAAGGAGAAACUGGAUUUCGCUUCCAAGCACAAUGAAGCGGUGCUCCUCAACUUGGAGCUGCAUCAGAGGGUAUCAGAUCUACAGAGAUCUUUAGAAAUAAUGCAGCAGGCACGUGAGGACGACCUUAAGGGCCUCCACACGGAGCUGCACGAGAGAGACCAUCUGCUGCUGAGUGCAAACGCUGAGAAUGACCUGCUGCAGGCCGACAAGAGCCGACUACAAACACUGAUACAGGAACAUAAUGACACUCUACAGAAGGUAAAAUGUGAAAUGGAGAGAAUGAAGAGAGACAGAGAGAAACAUAAAGAGAAACUGAAGCAUAAAUCAACAGAACUGAACCGCAGCACAGAGAGAGAAGAGAAGCUGCGCUCUGAUCUGGAGGCAGCUCUGCAGAAGGUGAAGGUUCUGGAGCAGAGCGUGGAGUCGGAGCGCGCCGCACACCUGCAGUCUAAAUUCAACUCUGAGAUCAUCCAGAUGAGGAUGAGGGAUCUGGAGGAGGCUCUGGAGGUAGAGAAGAACAGUCACACCGAGAUCUCGUCGCGUCUGGAGCUCCUGAAGCAGAAGUGUGAAGAGCUGGAGCGAGCGUACGAUCACGAGAGAGACAAAUCAUGCGACACGAGCCACAAACUCACACAGUUGGAGAAGGACUUCUUGACCAUGAAAACUGAUCUGAUUGGUCAGCUGGAUCAGGAGAAGGCUGCAUCUGCUGAGCUGAUUGGACAGUUAGAGCAGGAAAGGGCGGAGUCAGGGAAGCUGUCAGUCAAACUGCAGGAGCAGGAGAAAGUUUGGACAGAGAGACAACAGGAAAUCAGCCGGGCUCUGGUGUGUGUGCAGCAGUCCUAUGAGACUCUGUUGAGUGAUCUUGAUCAUGUGGUACAGCAGUAUCAGCAGCAGGGGGCGAUACACGCUCAAAACACAGAGGAAGGAGGUAAACACAAAGCAUCUGCUCUAAUGGACAUUCUGCGGAAAACACUACACUACUACAACACACAGUUGCAGGAGUCUGUGAUUGUGAUGCAGAAGUUGAAUCAUGAGGUCAGACAGAAGGAUGAAACGAUCACUGAUCUCCAGAGGAACAUGCAGGAGUGUGAGGCUCGUGGCGUGUGUGUUAAUGAAGAGGUGAAGCGUUUGCGUGUGUGUGUCGCAAACGCCGCAGCUGAUCUGCGCAGCCUCAAAACACAACACACAAACACACAAACACAGAUGAACAAACUCCAGCAGCAACAUCACAACGACUUCCAGGAGAAACUGACGUUCCUCCACACGCUGUAUCAGCGUCUGCUCGCCGGAUGUGUGCUGAUGACGCCGCCGCACAGCAUGCUGGGUAGCUUCUCAUGGGCAGAGCUUAGCAUUGUGGUGCAGGAGCACGUGGACAGGCUGACCUCUGACCUCUCCGCAGCCAAUCAGAAGGUGUCACGCCUAGAGAGUGUGUGUGAGGGGAAGUCAGCUGCGCUGGAGAGUGUGAGCGCACAACUGAGACAGAGAGAGGAGAGCUGGAGCAAACAGAGAGAAGAUCUCAGCACACAAAACACACACCUCAACAACCAGCUACAGCACAAGAUACAGCUGCAUUGCGGUGUGAAGGACUCCUCGUGUGUGUUGUCAGCGGCUCAGAGCGCCUGUAGGAAGUUGCUGGAGCGGUUGCUGUCAGACGUGGACGCUCAGUGCUGCGGGCAUUAUGGGAAGGAUUCGUUAGCACGGCGACUGGCUGACGGACUUCACACACUCGUCAAACACAGCUACUGUAACAGCAAGAUGAUGAUGGCGUCUCUUCAGAAGCACAUGUUGGAGUUCACGCAGCGUCUGCAUUCGGCGGAGGUCGAGCGCAGGAACCUGAGACUGGAGAUCUCACGCAUCAAUCGCACAAACAGCUGCAGAGACACACACACCGCGUGUGUUCCCCUCCAGCGGUUCGAGUGUGUGUGUGAGGAGCUCAGCAGUGCCCUACAGAGGGAGCAGCGCGCUCAGACUCUGCUGCACGAUCAGGCCUCUCAGCUGCAGCAACUGGGCCUCAGCAUGGAGCUGCACACAGGGGAAGAGCUGGAGAAGGACCGUACACUCGCACAGGCUGUACAGAGUUUGUCAGACGCCAAGCUGGAGUCGAGGAGGAAGGAUCAGUCGCUGCGCUCGCUGGGGAAACAGCUCAGCCAAUCACAGCAGGAGAACAAACAGCUGCAGCAUGACAUCGCCAGCGCCGAGAAUGCACUGACCACCGCAGAAAUGAAUAAAGAGUCUCUGGUGAGCUACAUGAAAUCUGUGGAGGAACAUUUACAAGAGAUGAAAGAUCAUGUCAUUCUGUCCAGAAGAGCCUCUUCACGGAAUGAUUUCACCCUACAGCUCUCCAGAUUGUCCCUCAUACCGUCAGACUUGCAAAGGAUCAUGGGAAACCCAGAGACAGAAGCAUGUCAGCGUUUGGUGAUGCGUUUCCUGGAGCUGCAACAGCUAGUGUGCUCAAAAACAUCAUCUCAGGAGAGAGCGAUCUCAUCAUAUGAGUCUCACAUCACGGCGCUGAAGAGUGAACUACAGGACGCCUGUCUGCAGGAGAGAAGCGGCUGUAUACCGUUGCUUGCGUCCUCCGACCCGUCAGCAGAGGUGGAUUAUGGGACGUGUUUUCUGACAGAUGCUGCGGUCUCACUGAGAGGCUCCUCCAGAGACUCGCUCUCAGAUCUCCAGAGGAAAGUCAGAGAGAAAACACUGAUGAACUGAAGCUGAAUCACUGUGAGACAGACAAUCACACGCUCACAUUCACAGGAGCGUUUCAUCUUUAUAAUCUCUGGUUUCUCAUUUCCUGUGGAGGAUGUGUAAUAGUGACACUGUUAACUAGUGUUAUUAAAUCUGCUGUGGUUUAUUGAUUCCAGUGCUGCAAUGUUUCUCACACUCACAUACACAAAACAACAGCGAGGGGAGAGUGGGGUAAGAUGUGUCGCACCCUAAAACUAGUACAAUCUGCUUUUUUAUAUAUUUUUUUGCCUUUCUAAAUGUACGCUACUGGCCAGAAGUUUGAAAUUAUUAUGAAGUCUCUUAUGCUCA